CCGUUUCGCCCGUGAGCGACUAAACCCAACCGCCCCGCCCUUAACGUGCUUUGCGUUUUGCUUGCGCCAUUGCACGCAGUUUAUCUCCUCGUCCUAUCUGUCAUGUGCAGGCGCAGUGCAAUGUACCCGAGCGAGGGCUUGGUGGUGUGGAUGGGCCUGGGCGAAAGGGAUGGAGUAUUGCAGCAGCAGCAGCAGCAGCAGCAGCAGCAGCAGCAGCAGCAGCAGCAGCAGCAGCAGCAGCAGCAGCAGCAGCAGCAGCAGCAGCAGCAGCAGCAGCAGCAGCAGCAGCAGCAGCAGCAGCAGCAGCAGCAGCAGCAGCAGCAGCAGCAGCAGCAGCAGCAGCAGCAGCAGCAGCAGCAGCAGCAGCAGCAGCAGCAGCAGCAGCAGCAGCAGCAGCAGCAGCAGCAGCAGCAGCAGGGAGAUAGGGCAGAGGCGCCAAGAGAGGAGCGUGGAUGGCAGCACCCAGGGGAUGCGUCUUCAAACUAGGGGCAAGGAGGACAGGCAGGGGGCCAAACCAGGGCUUGCGUCUUCCACUCGGAGGAAACCGAGGCGUCCGAAACUGGGGCUUUGCGUCCGAACCUGGUCCGAAGCUGGUCCGAAAAGUUCGGACCGGGAGGCUCGGAUGGUAGGGGCAGUCUGGGCGUGGCCAGCGGCGUGAACGAAUGAAGGGCCCUAACCAUAUGUUCUCGCCCACGGCAUCCAGAAGCCAAAAGUGCCUAGUGUUUAGCGUUG
Messenger RNA from Chlamydomonas reinhardtii, 732 nucleotides. RefSeq lists its product as uncharacterized. NCBI's taxonomy places the organism in Eukaryota, Viridiplantae, Chlorophyta, Chlorophyceae, Chlamydomonadales, Chlamydomonadaceae. Bases 121 to 486 code for a protein of 121 amino acids. The transcript has 3 exons. The record is from RefSeq and is a predicted model, not a curated record.